UGAUAUUCCAACGUCAUGGCUGCUCCACGUCUAGCGCUUGCUCCACUCUGGGCACUGCUCCUCCUGCUUGCGGCUGCCCACGCUCUGCCCUCGCCCGAGGGUCGCAUUCUGGGCGGAGAGGAUGCCACAGCCACGGAGUAUCCGUGGACGGCAUCGCUGCGGCACAACAAGGCGCACACCUGCAUGGCCGUCAUCAUCUCCAACACACAGCUGCUGACUGCAGCCCACUGUGUGUCCGAAUUGGGAACAACGCCUGUCGCUGCCAGCAGCUUGGGCGUGCGUGUGGGCAGCAUCAAUCAGUAUGCCGGUGGGCAGAUUGUCAACGUGAGGAGCGUCCUCAUCCAUCCAUCGUAUGGCAAUUUCCUGCACGACUUGGCCAUCGUCACGCUGAGCGAGCCCCUGGUCUACACCGAACGCAUUGCCGCCGCCAAACUGCCCAGCAAAGUGGAGGAGGCGGGCGAGGGCGAGGGCGAGGAGGAGGUGUCCACGGAGCUGCCCCAUAACACACCCGUCUAUGUGGCUGGCUGGGGUGCAGUCUCCGAUGGCUCCGCGCCCUACAAGCUGCAAAAGGCCAACUACAACACGGUCAGUGCUCCGUUCUGUGAGCUGGCCGCCGGCUACGGCUACGCGUCCACCCUGUGCCUGUCCAGCGCCGCAAAGGAGGGCAUCUGCAGCGGCGAUGCCGGCGCCGCUGUCAUCGAUGACGACAAGGUGCUGCAGGGUAUAACCAGCUUCCAUUUCGCGGACUGUGGCAGCUCCUACCCGGAUGUUGCCUCCCGCAUCUACUACUAUCUGGACUGGAUCGAGGCAAACACACAGGGAGCCUAAACGGCUCCUCUUGUUUUUUUAUACAUUGUUUUUUCAUGUGCAUAAAGUGUGAAAUCUUUCCAAGAAA
Drosophila guanche is the source of this 895-nucleotide messenger RNA. Its product is annotated as trypsin beta. The record is from RefSeq and is a predicted model, not a curated record. Gene Ontology annotation, molecular function: serine-type endopeptidase activity. NCBI's taxonomy places the organism in Eukaryota, Metazoa, Arthropoda, Insecta, Diptera, Drosophilidae. Bases 16 to 828 code for a protein of 270 amino acids. Gene Ontology annotation, biological process: proteolysis. The transcript has 2 exons.